AUGGUGAACAAAUACACUUAUUUAACGAUAGGACUGACAACUGUGUUAGUCACUGUUACAGGCUACAUUGGCGUGACAAUCGGUAACGGCGGUUUUCACCAUGGAAAUGGUGAAGAUACAUUCGACUAUAUGUCCCAGCCAAUUGCGAAAACGACUGACGAAACCGAAUCAUCACGCAAACUCGUGGAAUUCACAAAGACUGAGUUCUUAACUCGUGAAGUUUUGAAAGUUAGUGACAAUGUCUAUGUUGCUAUAGGGUGGGCCUUGUCAAACAGCAUUAUGAUUGAAGGCGACGAUGGGAUAAUCAUUAUUGACACGACUGAAGCACCACAGAGCAUGAAAGAAAUUAUGGUCGAAUUCCGGAAAAUUACCAGCAAACCUGUCCUAGCCAUCAUGAUUACCCACUUCCACACUGAUCAUCUUAUUGGAACAAGUUUCAUUAUUAAUGAAGAAAAGAAGGUUUUUCCAAAUACUACCAUUGAAAUUUACACGCACGAACUAACAAAACAACUCAUGUUUGGUUUCUCGGACACAUACGACAUCGCACUGAAACGUGGACUGCGCCAACUUGGAGCAAUUUUACCAAAAAAUCCGGAUGCUCGUACCGGGGCUGGACUUGGUCCUGAAUUGAGAGUAGAUACGGAAACUGCUUUUUAUAUACCAGUCCCCACGGUUACGUUUAGCGAUCGUGCAUCAUACACCAUAGCAGGCAUCAAAUUCGAACUGAUAUACACGCCAGGGGAAACUGAUGACCAAAUUACCAUAUUCCUACCAGACACCAAAGUAGUGUUUCCAGGCGACAAUAUAUACAAAACUUUCCCAAAUUUGUAUGCCAUUCGCGGGAGUCCGGCUCGAAAUAGCAAAAGAUGGUAUCAAAGCCUAGAUGAUAUGAGAGCUUUGGGAGGUGAAUUUUUGGUUGGAUCUCACACAAGACCCGUUGAAGGAAAGGAUGCGGUGUAUGAUACUUUGUUGGUGUAUAGGGACGGUAUUAAAUACAUUCAUGAUCAGACGGUCAGGCUGUUGAACAAAGGUUAUUUUCCUGGUGAGAUCGUUGAACAAGUGAAGCUUCCCGAAAAUCUAGCUAAACACCCAAAUUUGCAAGAGCACUAUGGAUCAGUGCCAUGGUCAGUAAAAGGUGUAUUUGCCAAUUACAUCGGCUGGUUCAGCGGAGAUCCGAAAGAUUUACAUCCUAUGACCCAAAAAGAUCGUGCUUCGAGAAUGGCUCGUUUGGUGGCAUACGGCCAGACCAGAAAGACCACGGCAGUGGAAGUCAUGCUCCAGGAGGCUCAAAUUUCUCAUAUGAAUUCGCAUAAUCACUAUCUUCUUACUGGAAAACAUAUAUUGAGUGACGACAAAUGGGCUCUUGAACUUGCAGACGUAGUUUUGGAAAUCGGUAGCUUGGAUGCUAAUUUGACCCAAGUAGCACGUCAGAUUAAAGUUAGUGCGUUAAGGGCAAUAGGUGUGGAACAAAUCAGUGCCAACGGACGCAACUAUUAUCUGACUUAUGCUAUGGAAGUUGAAUACAACAUCACAAUUCAACGAACAAAAGCAGCACGGGCGUUUGUUAUCAACGAUUCUCCGGUGUAUAGAGUGCUCGACAUGCUAUGUGCUAAAGUCAGAGGCUUACAUUGUCAGCAUAACAAUUACACAGUCGGGUUGUCCUUCACGGAUUUGAAUAAGGGUUAUGCUGUGUCCCUUCGAAACAGCGUUUGUGACGUUAUGGAGCCAGUUCCAUCAAACGUCCAGUUCCAGGUACAUUUGUCGACCGCAUCAGACACAUUCAAAUCAAUUGCCGCAGAAGACUUGGAUCUGGACACCGAAGUUACGUUGGGAACCGUCAAAGUGGUAUCGGGCACCGUUGCUACUUAUAAAAAGUUCCUUGAUUGCUUUGAUCCGAUAAACUCUGUGUAGUUACUUGCAUUUGUCUAUUAUCAGCAAAUUCUUUCCUUGGUAAUUUGCUCGAUUUUGGUAAUUCAUCAUUUUAGCAUAUCAUUUCAGAAUGCAAAAUCUCUAAGUGUUCAUUUGACGAUUCUAAUUGGUUAGAAAAUAUUACUUUUCUAUAGAAUGUUGUCUAUACCUGAAGCGUGCAGCAGAAUACUAAAAUUAAUAUUGCAUAAUUCAUGACUACACUUAACUUUCCGAAUAUACUAAGUGAUACAAAAUUUAAUCUGUACUUAUAUACGUUUUGACUUUCAAGUGAAAGAGGUUCAUCUUUCGCGUUUGGAAAAAAUUGUUGUAAAUGAAUUGAAGUGACCUUGAGUGAAUUUAUGAUC
This is a messenger RNA of Styela clava, 2273 nucleotides long. Its product is annotated as linear primary-alkylsulfatase-like. Gene Ontology annotation, molecular function: protein dimerization activity; linear primary-alkylsulfatase activity. The record is from RefSeq and is a predicted model, not a curated record. Gene Ontology annotation, biological process: dodecyl sulfate metabolic process. Lineage: Eukaryota; Metazoa; Chordata; Ascidiacea; Stolidobranchia; Styelidae.